This is a messenger RNA of Truncatella angustata, 1296 nucleotides long. RefSeq lists its product as uncharacterized. Lineage: Eukaryota; Fungi; Ascomycota; Sordariomycetes; Amphisphaeriales; Sporocadaceae. The coding region runs from base 1 to 1296 and encodes 431 amino acids. The transcript has 2 exons. The record is from RefSeq and is a predicted model, not a curated record. Gene Ontology annotation, molecular function: monooxygenase activity; FAD binding.
AUGGCCCUUCGGGUCGGCAUCAUAGGCGCCGGUAUAGGUGGGCUCAGUUCCGCUAUUGGUCUCAGGCGUAUAGGUGCUGAGGUAGAGAUAUUCGAGCGGUCAUCCUUCAAAAAUGAGGUCGGCGCUGCUAUCACCAUCACGCCCAACGGCUCGCGUAUAUUAGACUCAUGGGGCUUCGACGAGGUAAAAGCCCGAGUCACGGAGGCGAAGGUCCUCCGCAUGGUGCACGCCCACACGCUGGAGACGGCGUUCAUGGAGGAUCUUGCCGAUGUACCGAGGAAAUUCGGGGCUAAGAUGGGCUUCUACCACCGUGUAGACCUGCAUACUACCCUGAAAGAAAUGGCGCAGGGCGAGGAAGCCGACCAGCCCGGAACGCCGGCGACAAUCAGAUUAGGCGUUGCCGUGGUGGACAUUGACUGCGAUACCGGGAUGAUCGCCCUGGCGGACGGUACGACAGUAACUAAGGAUCUGAUCAUAGUCGCGGACGGGAUUCGUUCACAGUUCAUCAGUAAGAUUACAAGUCACGACGAUUCAGUCAAAGAGUUGAGUUGGUCGGCCUACCGGUGUUUGAUACCCAUGAAUACAAUUCUAUCGGAUCCUGCAACUCGGUCAAUAUUCGAGAACCAGCCUGCAGGCUACUGGACACCAUUCUACAUCCCAAAGGCCUUCUACAUGGUCGCAUACCCUUGCCGCGAUAACCAGACGUUGAACAUCGCGCUCCGGCACAAGACACAACCCAAGGACCGUGACAAGGAAGAUUGGAACUCGGCGGCGGCGCGCGAGGAUGUUCUGCAGGCGCUGAAGGACUACCAUCCUACGAUGGGAGAAAUCAUCAACAAGGCAUCAGACAUCAAGAUCUACAAGCUAGUCAGAAGGGAGCCGCUAUUGAGAUACUGGCGCGGCCGGGCCGUGAUAAUUGGCGACGCGGCCCACACCAUAUUACCUACACACGCCCAGGGAGCGGUCCUCGCCGUCGAGGAGGCGGCGGCGCUUGAACUUUUGCUGGAAGGCCUAACUAAUUCUGCUGAUGUUCCCUCGAGGCUUGAACUGUAUAGCGACCUCUUGAAAAAUCAUAUACACGUUGUCCAAAAUUUAAGCGAAACGAUACCAGGCACGAGGGAUGAGUAUCGGCGGAAAGCGGAGGAGCUCUGCGGAGAUGAGCUUUUCGGUCACCAGGCGAUGAACUUUUCGACGCCUGUGCAGGAGUUCUUCUACAGUUACGAUGUCUGCAAGGAAGUGACGCGAGGUAUGAAGGAGGCAGGUAUCAUGAAAGACAAUGCUCAUGUAUCAGUUUGA